Molecule: messenger RNA, 932 nt
Organism: Trifolium pratense (red clover)
Lineage: Eukaryota; Viridiplantae; Streptophyta; Magnoliopsida; Fabales; Fabaceae
Product: protein LIGHT-DEPENDENT SHORT HYPOCOTYLS 10-like
Exons: 2
Coding region: 95-676 (193 amino acids)
Biological process (GO): response to light stimulus; mRNA transcription
Cellular component (GO): nucleus
Source: RefSeq, a predicted model, not a curated record
GAUUUUCAUCUCUCUUUCUCUCCACUGCACCAACACCAACAAAACAUCCAUUCUCAUAUUCCAAAUUCAUACCUGGCCAUUUUCUCCACUAUACAUGUCUUCCCAAAUUGAUCAAGAUCUUCAUCAUGGUUCUUCUUCAUCAAACUCACAACCUCCUUCCAAAUCCAAUCAUCAUGAUCAUCAUCAACAACAACCACUAAGCAGGUACGAGUCUCAAAAACGUCGAGAUUGGAACACCUUUGGUCAAUACCUCAAGACUCAAAAUCCACCAGUUCCACUAUCAAACUGCAACUUCAACCAUGUUCUUGAUUUCCUUCGUUACCUUGAUCAAUUUGGAAAGACAAAAGUCCAUUCACAAGAUUGCAUCUUCUUUGGACAACCUACCCCACCUGCACCUUGUGCUUGUCCUCUCAAACAAGCUUGGGGAAGUCUCGAUGCACUCAUCGGACGCCUCCGAGCUGCCUAUGAAGAGAACGGUGGUUCACCGGAGACUAACCCGUUUGCCGGAGGAUCUAUUCGGGUUUACCUUAGGGAGGUGAAGGAUAGUCAACAAAAAGCAAGAGGGAUUCCAUAUAAGAAGAAAAAAAAGAAGAAGAAAAGUUACCAAAUUAAGGGGAGUAGUAGUAAUACUACUCAAACUCAACAAAGUGCCUAUGUCAACCAACAAGAUUCUUGAGACUACAUAUAUAUAGUAUGGGCCAUACGAACGAGUUAGCUGGACACACAGAUUUGGCAUUUUGAAAGACAUGUAGUAAAAGUAGUAUCAUCUCUAUGGAAUACAGUUAUUAUAAAACAUCACAAUGUGAUAUUCAACAAGUAUAUUCGAUCAGAAUUAUGAAUAGUUGUUGUUAAGCAAAUUAAUUUCGGUGAAUCUUAAAUAUAUGUAAGAGACGUGUAAACUUUUUUAAGAGAAUUCUUUGUUAAGAGUCCCA